AUGGGUAUGCCAUCUGACAACGCUACGACUGCAACCACCGCUAUUACCAAUGACUACGGUAUCGAUGCACGUCGCUACUCCGACUCUUCGACUGAAUCUGAUGUGCCUGAAAUGGUGCGAUUCGAGGAAGAGAAGGGUGCGAUAUCCGACUACAUCGAGAUGUGGGAUUACGUUGGUGGGAUUAGGUUCCGGGGGUUUGUUGCUGAGAAGGAAGACGAGAAGGCUAUGUUCAUCUUCUUCGAUGAAUCCGUCAUCAAUGGUGACCUCAAGGCUGGUCUCAUGGCCCUCCUCGAACUUUGCGAAGUCGAUAACUUCUCCUGCAACCGUCUCGUCCUUUGCAUCGACCGCCACGCCGAUCAGGCCGCCCUUAACAAUCUGACUAAGGAUCUGGGUUGGAUCGGCUUCGGUCUUACGACACUCGACGAGUUCAGCCAAGGCGAGGAGUUGACAAGCAAGAAGUGGCUGUUCAUGGAUAUGGAGAUAUAG
This is a messenger RNA of Alternaria arborescens, 486 nucleotides long. RefSeq lists its product as hypothetical. Gene Ontology annotation, biological process: positive regulation of protein catabolic process. The transcript is spliced from 2 exons. Gene Ontology annotation, molecular function: ornithine decarboxylase inhibitor activity. Bases 1 to 486 code for a protein of 161 amino acids. Gene Ontology annotation, cellular component: cytoplasm; nucleus. The record is from RefSeq and is a predicted model, not a curated record. Lineage: Eukaryota; Fungi; Ascomycota; Dothideomycetes; Pleosporales; Pleosporaceae.